UCUUCAACUUCCUUUUCCCAUUCAUCUUCAUCAUCAUCCAUCAUGUCUGACGCUGCUUACCCCCCUGGAGGCACUAUUGUGCAGUCGCUUAAGCGAUCUUUCGUCGACGUCCCCGUCGAUGCGGCCAACGGCGAUGCUGUCUCUACCACUGAGUUCCUCGAGGCUUCCGAGUCCCUGACCACCAUCUUCGAUGCCAUUGGUGGUAUGGCUUUCGGUCCCGUCAAGAAGGAUAUCCUUGGCAACGUCGAGAAGCUCCGUGCCCGCCAAGCUGCUGCUCCUGCCGAGUCCGGCACCGUCCAGGACCUUGUCCGCAACGAGCUCAAGACCGGCAAGCACACUGCCACUGAGGGCUGCCUCUGGCUCGUCCGUGGUCUUGACUUCACCUGCCAGGCCCUUGAGCGCAACGUCGCCAACUCCUCUGAGGAGCUUGCUGACUCUUUCCGCACUGCCUACGGUAACACCCUGAAGCCCCACCACAGCUUCGUCGUCAAGCCUAUCUUCAGCGCCGCCAUGUCUGCCGUCCCCUACCGAAAGGACUUCUACGCCAAGCUUGGCGAGAACCCUCAGCAGGUUGAGGCCGACCUCCAGACUUACCUUGCUUCCUUCACCAAGAUCGUCAACAUCCUCAAGACGUUCAUCAACGGACCUGAGGGCAAGUGGUAAACGAUAUAUGAUAUAAGAAAUGUUAGCGUACCUAUUGCUUGCCAAUACAUGGCAGUGCUAAAGUGACAACGAGUCACAUGUUUGAGAACACGACUUGGUUGAUGAGAUGCAUCAGCAUUGAGAAGCCAUCCUACAGAGACCUGUGGAAGAUGGCUGCAAUAGCUGUCGUCCCAUAUUACGAUAACGAAAAUAAAUAUAUAUUGCAUGACCAUCUGCUUGAUCAGUUA
Messenger RNA from Fusarium graminearum PH-1, 890 nucleotides. RefSeq lists its product as uncharacterized. Lineage: Eukaryota; Fungi; Ascomycota; Sordariomycetes; Hypocreales; Nectriaceae. The coding region runs from base 43 to 663 and encodes 206 amino acids. The transcript is spliced from 4 exons. Gene Ontology annotation, biological process: ceramide transport; intermembrane lipid transfer. Gene Ontology annotation, cellular component: cytoplasm; membrane; cytosol. The record is from RefSeq and is a predicted model, not a curated record. Gene Ontology annotation, molecular function: ceramide 1-phosphate transfer activity; ceramide 1-phosphate binding.